AUUAUGCGAAAUAUGUUAGGGACCUGUCGUUUAAUCUCAUGAUGAAGCGCAAGUCAUCAUCGUUUUUUACGCAUAUUGUUUGUCGAUAUCAGGAACAUUCCAUCGGUGCAUUGACAUUGACUCGGAAAAAUUCUGACUCAACAGAUGAGAGUGGGGGGAUGUGACUCAGACGGCAACUCAUACUGAAAGAGAGAGGAAACGAGUGUUCCGAGCAGUCAGCAGUUGUAUUCGCUGGGAGAUAGUCACGUUUAAUGAAUUGACAGUGAGUGAAUGAAACGAUAAAUAUAAGUUUAUUUUUUCCACGACGUAACAGUCGGAUUUGUUUAAUUCAAUCAGCUGGUAAUUUAAUGGAAAGUUAUUGUUAGUUGCGAUGGGCCAUAACGCGCUAACGGAGCAAGAGGGCAAUCGCCCGAAGUGGCUACUGGAACUGGAGAAUCGCAAACGUAAACCGCGUUUGGCACACGAAGUAGGCGCCGGUGCUCCUUGCAUAAAAUGCACAGUUUCCUGUCCCGGUUUGGAUCUCCAUUUCUGGCGGAAAAUCUGUAAAAAUUGCAAAUGCAGCAGAGACGAUCAUGACGUACCAGACGAAGACUUCCCCCAGUUUGAUUUACUCUUCGGGCCAAGUGGAGUCCCAAAAAAGAAAUCGAUAAUCCUCAAGCGACAAUCAGCCGAAGAAAUGUACGAAUGGGCACCGCCUGACGCCUCGAAAGAGCUAGCAAUAGAUUACAUGAAGGCCUUACCCGAGGAUAAAUUACCAAUAAAGGGCACAGUGGGUGCUGCCUUUAGAAAGCAACAGCUCCAGAAACAAUUGCCUCUCCACGACAUUGAUCACAAGGUGUGCGACGAGCUGACAGAUUCCGAGAGAAAGCAAUUCGAGAAGUACUUGGAGAAUUUGAAGAAAUACGUGGGACAAGGGAGAGUAUCAAAGUUCGUGACAGCCCGUCCGUUCGACCGUACCCUGAUGACACCAGCCAAUGCCUCUGAAUGCUUCAGUCCCAAACACAAGCCCGCGGCAAUCCAAGGGAAUUCCCCGAACCUGCGAACUCCAAGCAGCUUUGUAACUAAAAAAUACGAUCAAGGAUCGCAUUUGGCUCGAGACCGAAGCCCGAUGCCCGAUCCAACUCUGGCAUCAAGUAAACGUGAAUUCCUCUCGAAUCCUCCCUUCGACCAGAUCUCCAGCGAAGCUUCAAGACUGGGGAGGUACCAUCACAUUUUGGGAGAUGUUAAAACAGAUCAGCAAUUGGCUCAGUCCACAAACGUCCCUGGGAUUCAAAAUCCUGCUAUGAAUUUCCCAACGGUCAGUCGAAUUCCGCAAGAUGAAAGUGGUCCUUUAGUCCUUCCUGGAUCUCAAGGAAUGGCUCCAAGCAGUCUUGUGCCACAUGAUCAGGGAUUACAUUCGUCUCGAGACAGAAGUCCUGCAACUAGUGGUCCAACUCCAGUGUCAAGUAAACGUGAAUUCCUCAUGAACCCUGCGUUUGAUCAGUCCUCCAGCGAAGCUUCAAGACUGGGGAGGUACCAUCACAUUUUGGGAGAUGUUAAAACAGAUCAGCAAUUGGCUCAGUCCACAAACGUCCCUGGGAUUCAAAAUCCUGCCAUGAAUUUCCCAACGGUCAGUCGAAUUCCGCAAGAUGAAAGUGGUCCUUUAGUCCUUCCUGGAUCUCAAGGAAUGGCUCCAAGCAGUCUUGUGCCACAUGAUCAGGGAUUACAUUCGUCUCGAGACAGAAGUCCUGCAACUAGUGGUCCAACUCCAGUGUCAAGUAAACGUGAAUUCCUCAUGAACCCUGCGUUUGAUCAGUCCUCCAGCGAAGCUUCAAGACUGGGGAGGUACCAUCACAUUUUGGGAGAUGUUAAAACAGAUCAGCAAUUGGCUCAGUCCACAAACGUCCCUGGGAUUCAAAAUCCUGCUAUGAAUUUCCCAACGGUCAGUCGAAUUCCGCAAGAUGAAAGUGGUCCUUUAGUCCUUCCUGGAUCUCAAGGAAUGGCCCCAAGCAGUCUUGUGCCACAUGAUCAGGGAUUACAUUCGUCUCGAGACAGGAGUCCUGCAACUAGUGGUCCAACUCCAGUGUCAAGUAAACGUGAAUUCCUCAUGAACCCUGCGUUUGAUCAGUCCUCCAGCGAAGCUUCAAGACUGGGGAGGUACCAUCACAUUUUGGGAGAUCCCAAAGCAGAUCAGCAAUUGGCGCAAUCCAUGGCUGUCCCUGGAGUUCAAAAUCCUGCAAUGAACUUCUCGACUGUCAAUGGUAUUCCACAAGGACAAAUCUGUCCCUCAAUUCCUCCUGAACCUGAACUUGGUGGAAUUCGCGCAGCUGCAGGUGCACAUUCUGAUGCCCUGAACGGGCCAAUGAACACAGCAUUACACUUUGCUCAAUCGAAUUUGUAUUCUGAGACCCCUGGAACCACGAACAGUCUUCCUUGCCGCUCACAAUUCCAGAGAAUAGGGGCUGUGAAGGCAGAUCACGCUGUGAAUGAUAAUAAACCAUUGAGGUCUCACCAAUGGGCUAAGAAAUUAGAUAAAUUCACAAGACAGCCAUCAGUGCGAGACGAUAACUCAACGUUGGCGGAUCAGAUGUUAUCGGAAGCACUUUUACCUCCCAGUUCGAUCCACUCUAAUGACAUAAUUGCAAGCACCUUGGAUGAAAAAGGACUUUCUUACAUCAGAGAAAAACUGUCUUCGAAAUAUGGAGAGAAAGAAGACUCUGCUGACGUUCAAAGUCAAAUUCCCAUGACAUCCAAGGAUUUAGAGAGUGGAGCUGCUCUAAGAGACUCCAGGGUCACUGAUAGUAACACAAAGCCUGUAGCUUCACAAUUGCUCUCGUAUGGAGGAGUGAAUCCGAGUAUUAUUCAUUCAGUAAGCCAGAAUAAUCCAGUAUUUCCUGAGGCAGCAGUUGGAACUGUCAGAACGAUGGAGCAUCCUAGGAUCAAUCGUUUGGGUUCUGAAAUGGAGAAUAUGAGGAUUUAUCCGCCGAAACAAAAGUGCCAUCAGUGUACAGAGGACAUUGUUAUUGGCGAUGUCAUUGUCACUGCUGAGCAAGCGAAGGACGCGGCUUGGCAUCCGGGAUGUUUCGUUUGCUCAGUUUGUGACGAACUUCUUGUUGAUCUCGUUUACUUCUAUCAUAAAGGAAAGUUGUACUGCGGUAGGGAUUUCGCUGGGCUUUUGGAGAUACCUAGAUGCUUUGCCUGUGAUGAGUUGAUUUUCGUGAGAGAAUAUACGAUAGCAGAGGGUCACAAUUACCAUGUGAAACAUUUCUGCUGCUGGGACUGCGACGAACCACUCGCUGGGAAACAAUAUAUCUCCGAGAGCGAUAGACCGCUGUGUCUUCCAUGUUACCAAAAGACUUACGCGAAAACCUGUUCUGCUUGUCAGAAAGUUAUCGCUGCCCAUCAACAGGGUGUUGCUGUGAAAAAUUUAGAUUUCCAUGCUUCCGAGGAGUGCUUCUGCUGUGCCAAUUGUAAGAAAAGUCUUCUAAACGGCAGAAUGGCUAUUAAAGAGAAUAAACCAUUCUGCAGUAAAGAAUGCAUCACAACAUUCCUGAAUAAAUUUUGAAAAAAAAUGAACACUGUUCUUCAAGAGUUUUGUAUUGACACAUGAAUAUUAUAGAAUAAAGUACUUUUAUUUUAU
Diachasma alloeum is the source of this 3619-nucleotide messenger RNA. It is a transcript of the gene Tes, whose product is annotated as paxillin. The transcript is spliced from 4 exons. The record is from RefSeq and is a predicted model, not a curated record. Lineage: Eukaryota; Metazoa; Arthropoda; Insecta; Hymenoptera; Braconidae. Bases 371 to 3544 code for a protein of 1057 amino acids. Gene Ontology annotation, molecular function: zinc ion binding.